CGCUGUGCCGGCUACAUCAAAUUUUUCCGAUUUGGGAAGCUUAAUUGAAAAACUUAACCAGCUCACUUUUAUGUCGUCCUAGUAGACCAUAUUGGUUGCACCAAAAUUCCGAUUUCAUUUUGUGCUUUAAAGUUAGAGAUGUCAGACCCUAUGAUGAAUCGCCUAAACAAUAUAGAUUUGAUAGAUGUAUCAGAUAUCGAUGACUCCGUCUCACUAAAUGCUAACGCAAGCGACAGCAGCGAUUCCAGCGACAGCUCCAUCUCAAUAAGCGACUUAUAUUCUAGACCUGCUGCCAAUUUCGGGGAGGAUAGCGAUACGGACAGCGAUCCGGACUAUAUCGAUAUGUUAAUUGCUCGCAGAGUACAUAGCGGAAGUGCAGUGAAUCGUGUACCAGAAGCGGUGAUCGACUUGACUUCUCUGGAAUCACCAAGCAACCAAAUCGAAACGAUUGAUUUUGAUCUCUCCGAUUUCGUCCCCACUAAUCGGCGUCGUAGCCAUGCUAGCUCCGAAACUCCCACUGCAGCUCGUGCUACAUUGGAUAUCGACGAGAGCGCUCCGUCGGCUCCGAAGCGCAAGCGCAAAGACCAAGACCAAGACCAAGAUUUGAAUCCGGAUGAUGUCUACAAGUGCCCCGUUUGUCUGGAAAUUGCACGCCACCGCGAACCACUUUCGACCAAAUGUGGGCACGUUUUUUGUCGCCAAUGCAUCGAGAAAGCCAUAAUCACUUUCCAAAAGUGUCCACUGUGUCAAAAGAAAUGUACCCUAGCAAUGACAAGGCGUAUUUUUUUGUGAGCCUAAAUUUCGAGUCAUCAUGUUGGU
Drosophila subobscura is the source of this 819-nucleotide messenger RNA. RefSeq names its product E3 ubiquitin-protein ligase RNF4-like. The transcript is spliced from 3 exons. Gene Ontology annotation, biological process: positive regulation of transcription by RNA polymerase II. The coding region runs from base 139 to 792 and encodes 217 amino acids. The record is from RefSeq and is a predicted model, not a curated record. Gene Ontology annotation, molecular function: transcription factor binding. NCBI's taxonomy places the organism in Eukaryota, Metazoa, Arthropoda, Insecta, Diptera, Drosophilidae.